AGCUGGUUUUGCUCAACACUUUGUGUUGCUGCACUCUCACAGGACGUGUGUUUGUGUGUGUGUGUGUGUAUGCGCGUGUUGAGUGUGUGUGCGCGCGCGUUUGGAGUGUGUUCAUGUGUUUCUCGGCUGCAGACAAACCGCCUCUUCUAUCGGAUAUAUCUGCUCACCUCGAAGUUUGACCCGCUUGGGGAAGUUUCUUUUUGUUUUGCGGGUGAAGCUCGAAGAGGAGGUUUGAAAAAAGAAAAGAAAGAGAGCAGAAGAAGAAGAAGAAGGAGGAGGAGGAGAAGGAGAGGAAGAAAAGCAGAAACCUGGAGGAGGAAAAGGGCGUUCAUACUUCGAAGUAACCAUGGAAGUUCCUGGUAUGCAGAGUUCUCAGAUUGAUCCAGAGGAGUUGUUCACCAAAUUGGAUCGCAUCGGAAAGGGAUCAUUCGGAGAGGUGUUCAAAGGUAUCGAUAACCGAAGUCAGAGCGUCGUCGCCAUCAAGACCAUCGACCUGGAGGAGGCCGAGGACGAGAUCGAGGACAUCCAGCAGGAGAUCACAGUUCUCAGUCAGUGCGACAGUCCGUACAUCACAAAGUACUUCGGCUCCUAUCUGAAGGGUAGUAAACUAUGGAUCAUCAUGGAGUAUCUCGGUGGGGGUUCAGCGCUCGACUUGCUGCGGGCGGGUCCGUUCGAUGAGGCUCAGAUUGCCACCAUGCUGAAGGAGAUCCUGAAGGGGCUCGACUACCUGCACUCUGAGAAGAAGAUCCACAGAGACAUUAAAGCUGCCAACGUCCUGCUGUCGGAGCAUGGUCAGGUGAAGCUGGCGGACUUCGGGGUUGCCGGUCAGCUGACGGACACACAGAUCAAGAGGGAAACCUUCGUGGGAACGCCGUUCUGGAUGGCGCCAGAAGUCAUCCAGCAGUCUGCCUACGACUCCAAGGCUGAUAUCUGGUCGCUGGGCAUCACCGCCAUCGAGCUCGCCAAAGGUGAACCCCCGAACUCGGAAUUCCACCCGAUGCGAGUCCUCUUCCACAUCCCCAAGUCUCCUCCCCCGACGCUGAACGGCGAUUUCUCCAAGAGCUUCAAGGAGUUCACCGAGGCCUGCCUCAACAAGGACCCCAGUUUUCGUCCGACGGCCAAGGAGCUCCUCAAACACAAGUUCAUCGUCAAACACUGUAAGAAGACGUCCUACCUCAGCGAGCUGAUCGACAGGUACAGGAGGUGGAAGGAGGAGGGCCACAGCGACAGCAGCUCCGAAGACUCGGACAGUGAGUCCAGUAAUAAAGAGAACAACGAGUCUCCUGAAUGGUCCUUCACCACCGUCCGCAAGAAGAAGACGGAGGGCAGGAAGGUCCUCAAUGGAACGGGUCAGGAUCAGCUGAGUAAAUCUGCCAGUCUGACCACCGUCAUCUCUCCUGUCUUCACUGAGUUGAAGCAGCAGCACAAGGAGCACUCCGAGCAGCGAUUGGCCAUCGAGGAGUUGGAACGCAACAUCCGAUUGGCCGAGGACGUUUGUCCCGGCAUCACCGACAGGAUGGUCACACAUAUAAUUGCCAGGUACCAGAAAUUUAACUGAAUUAACGGAUGGAUCGAAACAGGACGUACGUUAUGUGAAGCGAGACUGUGUCUCCGUACGGUGACGCUGCUGGACGAUAGGAAAAACUGAGGAGAUUUGCUGUGCGAUGUCUCCUCGCUGUACACACAUAAACACACACUCAGACACACACACACACACACACUACUAAUGUAAUAUAUACGCUCAUUGUAUGUUCACUGCUGCUGGUUGAAGGCCUUUGUUUUCCCCCCACAGCUGGAUUUUUUUUUUUUUGAUCCGGUGAUCAGAAGUUUUGAAAAAAUACAAUCUACGUUGUGUGUUAGAUUUGUGGGUAUUGAACUUCUCCCUUAGUCCUCCCGGAGGUUUCAGUAAUAAACAGACCUUUUAGUCUACUGAAGUUAUGUCUAAACUUCUUAAAUUACCAUCAUGUGCCUUAAUUAUUUAUGCUAACAUUUUUUUCUAAACGUAGACGUCACUUUUGUACGGAGGUGUCUCGGAGGGUUCUCGUUCAUCAGCAGUAGUAUGUUUCGUGUCAUGCCUUGACUUUGUAGAUGUCUUUAUGUUUGUUCAGUAGCACUUGAGACAGAUUAUAUGCCAAUAUUACAUAUUUUUUGUUGUCUUCAGUAAUGCUUUAGGUUACAGCUCCCUGAUCCCGGAAAUAAUUGGAAAUUUGGGGUGGAAAAUUGUUUGUCUGCAGGGUUAAAUUUUGUAAUUUUAUCUCUGAUUUUACAGAAAUGGAAAUUAUGAAUGCUAUUAGAUAUGUAAUCCUUGUUAUCCUUCCUUGCUGAGGGAUUAGUAUGGAAAUAUUUAAGGUAACCCUAUCUUAAAAAACAUACAUGAGGAAGAACUUACUUACUUACUUACUUACUUCUUGGACUCCUUUUUUGGAACUACAGGCUUUUAGCCCCAGCUAGUACCUUGCUAAUUAGUCAGCUAACUCGCUAACUGUUGUUGUUGCUACGUUUUGACCAGUGACUAAACCUAAAAUCUUCAGGUUUAUCAAACUAUUUCUAAUUAAGAUAAAGUUAUAACCGAACUGUUUAGAAUUGCUGCCAGUGUCGUUACUUGUGUUUGGUAGCAUCACUCAACCGUUAGCAUCAAAAUAAAAGGUCUAAAUGGUGGAAAAUGAGAAAUCUUGACCGUGCCUUUGGUUUGGAAACUUGACUUUUAAAACGUUGUUCUGGGAUUUCAUUUUCCAGCACGUGUUUAUUUAAAUAAAUAUCUGUUUGGAGUAUCAGUGAUGGAAAUUGAACAAUAUUAACAUUUCCCCAGAUCUACAAGCAAGCCACAAAACUGCACAAAGGUCUUCCACUCAUGAAAACACUGUCCUUCCUUAUGCAUCAUGUUUGGGAAAACAUUGUUAAGGGCUAUUAACUUGUGUCUGAAAGUUGAUUCUUGACAUAAAACUUGAUGUGUUGGGACUCUGGAAGGUAGCAUGGGUCCGAUGGGAGCUGUAAUCGAAGGUAUGACUGAUAGUUUGUACCAAAGACACUAUAAAACUUGGUCAUUGUAUAUUUUUGUCUUUUUAUAUAUCAUAAGGGAUACGACAAUGCUUGUUGAGGGGGGAAAUGUAAAAUGAAAGAUGUAAGAUUUUACAGAAAUGUACUCUUUUUUUUUUUUGUAGCGGGACUUAGAGUUUUAUGAAUAAAUAUUUAAGUUUGAUUGAGAA
Acanthopagrus latus (yellowfin seabream) is the source of this 3206-nucleotide messenger RNA. It is a transcript of the gene stk26, whose product is annotated as serine/threonine protein kinase 26. The coding region runs from base 347 to 1558 and encodes 403 amino acids. Gene Ontology annotation, biological process: protein phosphorylation. The record is from RefSeq and is a predicted model, not a curated record. The transcript has 12 exons. NCBI's taxonomy places the organism in Eukaryota, Metazoa, Chordata, Actinopteri, Spariformes, Sparidae. Gene Ontology annotation, molecular function: ATP binding; protein kinase activity.